This is a messenger RNA of Suncus etruscus (white-toothed pygmy shrew), 2806 nucleotides long. It is a transcript of the gene BRINP2, whose product is annotated as BMP/retinoic acid inducible neural specific 2. Bases 292 to 2658 code for a protein of 788 amino acids. Lineage: Eukaryota; Metazoa; Chordata; Mammalia; Eulipotyphla; Soricidae. The transcript has 8 exons. Gene Ontology annotation, biological process: negative regulation of mitotic cell cycle; positive regulation of neuron differentiation. The record is from RefSeq and is a predicted model, not a curated record.
CUCUCUGACCUGCCUGCCAGGAGGGUGCCAGGGAACCACAGCCUUUGCCCGCACGAGAGAACGUCGGAAGGAGGAAUGGAGUAAAAAAAAAAAAACUUUGGGAAGCUGCUGCCCCUGGAAAUGCUGCUGCACCCCAUCGCUUCCAGGGGCGCCCCCCGCGUCGGCGUCCAUUGGGGAAGCAGCUGAUAAAGUCUAGAGCGCGAGGACUAGAGCUGCAGGAGUCCCAAGGGAGCUGCAGACUGGGAGGCGGUGGCGGGAGAAUGAAGACACCAACGUUCCGGAACCAGCAGCAUGAGUUGGCAGCGUGGCUCCCGGCUUAGGGCAAUCGGGGCCGCAGCCCCAUGGACCCCCUGGGCCCCGCUGCUGGUGCUGAGCCUCCCAGGCUGGGCACUGGCCGUGGCUGCCACCACCCUGCUCCCCGCCGACCAGCAUGCAGUGCCCCCUGCUGCCACUGGGCCUGCACCCCUCGACUGGCUGCUGGCUGACCGCGGCCCUUUCCACCGUUCACAGGACUACGCCGACUUCAUGGAGCGAUACCGGCAGGGAUUCACCACCAGGUACCGCAUCUACAGGGAGUUCGCCCGCUGGAAAGUGAACAGUCUGGCGCUGGAGAGGAAGGACUUCAGCGUGCCCCUGCCGCUGGCCCCCGAGUUCACCCGUAACAUCCGCCUCUUGGGCCGGAGACCCAACCUGCAGCAGGUGAUUGAGACCCUCAUCAAGAAGUACGGGACCCACUUUCUGCUCUCUGCCACACUGGGAGGGGAGGAGUCCCUAACCAUUUUCGUGGACAAGCGGAAGCUGAGCCGGAAGGCCGAGGUGCAAGGCAGUAGCCCAGGAGUGGCCACGAGCAGCAGCGGGAACAGCUCGGCAGUGUCGCUGGAGAUGUUACACCAGCUGGCGGCCUCCUACUUCAUCGACAGGGAGAGCACGCUCAGGAGGCUGCACCAUAUCCAGAUCGCCACUGGCGCCAUCAAGGUCACCGAGACCAGGACCGGACCACUGGGCUGCAGCAACUAUGAUAAUCUGGAUUCCGUCAGUUCUGUCCUGGUACAGAGCCCCGAGAACAAGGUGCAGUUACUAGGCCUACAGGCGCUGCUGCCCACAUACCUUCGUGAGCGCUUCGUGGCAGCGGCACUGAGUUACAUCACCUGCAGCUCGGUGGGGGAGCUGGUGUGCCGGGACCGGGACUGCUGGUGUCGCUGUGCCGCAGGCUUCCCUGACUGCAACUGUCCUGACGCUGAUGUGCGUGCCAUGGAGAGCAGCCUGCUGCAGUUGCAGGCCGCCUGGGCCACACAUGGCCACCAGUUCGAGCAGUCAGAGGAGUUCCAGGCCCUGCUGAAACGGCUCCCGAAUGACAGGUUCCUGAAUUCCACGACCAUCUCCCACUUCUGGGCUGGUGACUCCAACCUCCAACAUCGCUACCAGCAGCUGGGGGCCAGCCUGAAGGCACUGUUUGCCAAGACCCACCGAAUCAUCCGCCGCCUCUUCAACCUCUGUAAGCGGUGCCACCGGCAGCCUCGCUUCCGCCUGCCCAAGGAGAGGUCCCUGUCUUACUGGUGGAACCGAAUCCAGUCCCUCCUGUACUGCAGCGAGACCCCACUGCCAGGCACCUUCCUGGAGCAGAGCCGCAGCUGCAGCUGUCCAUCGGACCAGGCCUCCUGCCAGGGGUCCAUCCCCUGCGCGUGGGGCGAUGGCUCGGCCUGUGCUCACUGUGCCGCUGACAACAGCUCACGCUGUGGUGGCUGCAAUCCGGGCUACGUGCUGGCACAGGGCACAUGCCGGCCUGAGGUGGCUGAACCACCUGAGCAUUUCCUGGGGCUGGAGACGGACCUGCAAGACCUGGAGCUCAAGUAUCUACUGCAGAAGCGCGAUAGCCGCAUCGAGGUGCACUCGAUCUUCAUCAGCAACGAUCUGCGCCUGGGUAGCUGGUUCGACCCCUCAUGGCGCAAACGCAUGUUGCUGACGCUCAAGAGCAACAAGUACAAGCCGGGACUGGUGCAUGUGAUGCUGGCCCUGUCGCUGCAGAUCUGCCUGACCAAGAACAGCACCCUGGAGCCGGCCAUGGCCAUCUACGUCAACCCCUUUGGGGGCAGCCACUCAGAGAGCUGGUUCAUGCCUGUCAACGAGGGCGGCUUCCCCGACUGGGAGAGGACGAAUGUGGAUGCUGCGGCCCAGUGCCAAAACUGGACUCUCACGCUGGGCAACCGCUGGAAAACCUUCUUCGAGACGGUGCACGUAUACUUGCGCAGCCGCAUCAAGUCUCUGGAUGACAGCGCCAACGAGACCAUUUACUACGAGCCCCUGGAGGUGGGCGACCCAUCUAAGAACCUAGGUUACAUGCGCAUCAAUACCAUGCAGGUCUUUGGCUACAGCCUGCCCUUUGACCCAGAAGCCAUUCGGGACUUGAUCCUGCAGCUCGACUACCCCUACACGCAGGGCUCGCAGGACUCAGCCCUCCUGCAACUCGUGGAACUGCGGGACCGGGUUAACCAGCUCUCACCACCCGGCAAGGUGCGGCUCGACUUGUUUUCGUGCCUGUUGAGGCACCGCCUCAAAUUGGCCAACAACGAGGUGGGCCGCAUCCAGGCCUCCCUGCGGGCCUUCAACUCCAGGCUGCCCAACCCCAUAGAAUAUGAGACAGGCAAACUGUGCAGCUAAAAAAGGCCUGGGGUGCACCCCCACCCCUUAGGACUGGGCAAGGAGCGGUGCGCAGUAGGUGGAGCUGGCAGAACCUUUUUUGGGGGGUGGGUUGUGCAAAUGCAGAUGUAUUAGCAAUGCUGCAAAAACAAAAAGUCCUGCCAAACCA